UCAUGCAUCCAUAUCGGAUUCCUCAUCAGAUUCCACAUCCAUCCUUGUGCCCCUCGGUAAGAGGAAGUCUUGCGUGGCGUGUGACGGGUUGCUGAACAGCUUCUCUGUCACUGGUGUGUGCUUGCCUGCAGGCAGGUUCUUGGUGAGCACAUCAGCCACGUUCUCAGCGGAUGGGAUCCAACCAACCUCCACCUCGCCCGCCUCGACCUUCUCACGCACCAGGUGAUACCUGACACGGAUGGCCUUGGUCCUAUCAGACAUCUCUGCGUUGUAGGAGACUGAUUGUGCUCCUCUGUUGUCCACCAGGAUUGUCGUUCUCUCCGACUUGGUGCCGAAUGCCUGUAGGAGCUGCUGAAUGUGAACAAUCUCACGCGCACACUCGCUGGCUUCGAUGUACUCAGCUUCAGUGGUGCUUGCCGCGACGAUUGGCUGGUUCUUGCACCGCCAGGCGACGGGAUUGCCGCACAGGUAGAUCACGUAGCCUCCCGUGCUCCUGCCAUUCUCCAGGUCAGCAUGACUGGAAUCAGCAUAGGCGAGGAUCUUCACGCUCUUGUCUGCUGGUCUCCUGAAGGUCAACGCUCUUGUCGCUGUCUCCCUCAGGUACCGGAUGAUGUGCUUGACAGCCUCCCAAUGGCGCUUGCCAGCACAGUUGCAGUACAUGGCGCAUUCCUUGACUGCGUAGGCGAUGUCGGGUCUGAGCGUCACUGCAGAAUACAGUAAGCUGCCGACAGCCUCGCGAUAUGGCACUUUGCUCAUGUGGUCGUGCUGCUCCUUUGUUGUAGGUUCCAUCGUCUUGGAGAGCUUGACACCAGAGGGAAAGGGCGUCUUCGCACCUUGGCAAGGUAUCUCUCCAUUUCGAUCACUCAUGUUGAACCUCUGGAUGAGCUUCUGCACGUACUUCUCUUGUGAGAGUGCCAAGAUGCCUUCUUCCUUGUCGUAGGUGACCUUCAUGCCCAGGAAUCUCUCGGGAUGUCCGAGGUCCUUGAUGCCGAACUUGCCGUGCAGCUGCUGCUUGAACCACUCGGCGUCAGCCUCUCGACCCACUGCAGGUGAGUAGAGCAUGUCGUCCAUGACAACCACCACCCAUAAACCCCUCUCGUCAUGUGUGAAGAUGCACGGCUCGACGCUGCUCUGUGUGAAACCGAUACUUCUCAGGUAGUCCACCAGAGUGACGUGCCAGGCCCUCGGUGCUUCCUUGAGACCGUAGAGAGCUUUCAAGAGCAUCCACACCAU
This is a messenger RNA of Vitrella brassicaformis, 1233 nucleotides long. NCBI's taxonomy places the organism in Eukaryota, Vitrellaceae. The record is from the annotation of a GenBank genome assembly.